This is a messenger RNA of Nerophis lumbriciformis (worm pipefish), 4587 nucleotides long. The record is from RefSeq and is a predicted model, not a curated record. NCBI's taxonomy places the organism in Eukaryota, Metazoa, Chordata, Actinopteri, Syngnathiformes, Syngnathidae.
AUGGAUUCCUACAGCUUCCACUUUGAGAGAAUGAGCAACGUGGACCUGCAUCCUCUGAGCCUGCCCGUCAAUCGGCUCUCCCCGGCUAGGUCCAACAGCAGCAUUGUCGAACAAUUUGCCCACCACCAGCACGGCAAAGGAGACUCUGCCUACAGCUCCUUCUCUGGAGGGUCCAACGCUCCGGACUACCCGCCUUCACUUCACUUCCCAGACGACCUGCAGUCUAGUUCUUUCAGCCACUAUGCUGACCUUAAGUAUAUAAAGUCCAUGUAUCAUCCUACCCAGGGUUUGCAGGCUAACGCAAAGACCAUGGACCAGUUAUAUCGUUCUAUGGAGGUGAUCUCGCAGAACUAUCGCAAUAGUACUUACAAGCAGAAUGGAAAUGCUAGUUUUUAUAACAAUGACAAAACAAUGUCAAAGAUGCCUCAUAGGGGUCCAUCCCAAGGGGAUUACACUCCCAUUGGUCCACACCCAAUCCCAUCACGACCAACUAAUUUUACAGCUGCUAAAAACGUAGAAAACGGCAAGGGUCAGCACAAUUCUGACACUCAACAGCUCAGAUCCCAAACUAAUCAUCAUCUAGGGAAUGUCCCCCAAACCGGGAUGGCUAAGCCAGAGACAGUCAACUCUGUCAUCAGUCCCAAAAUGUACUCGGAUCACAGAGCGGUGCCAGCAGUGGAGGUUCAGCAACUCCCAAGCACUCACUCUCACUGUCCCUCUUAUGAACAAAACACGGUCCCCGUGAACCACCCCAAUCUUUUCAUCCAGGACAACAAAGCUCCCUCUCAGCAGCAGAAGUCCAUGAACUUCCCGAAACGAUCACCUCCCAAAGGUACAAGCCAAUCUGAACACUCUAAGUUAUCAAGCGGGGGCAGAAGUACCAGUCAGGAUCACAGUCAUACCGAUGGUGUCAGAAGCGAGUUCGACGAUCUGCGCAAUGGGUUGCAUUCCGCUUACGAUAGGAGCAUUUCAGAGCCAGUCCGUGUUUCCAGUCCUUGGACCGCUGAUCAGACAGGCUUUAUCAACAGCAGCAUCACGCAUAAGGGUCAGUUCUACUUCGUCACAGGAAUGUAUAAGCAAUCCGAAGCCAGAAUGAGAAAACAUUCUGCAUCUGUGAGUGGGUCUGAAGCCGCAAGUGAAUGCUCUACUUUGUCGGAGAGACCAAGAGAGAGAGAAAGAUGUCACAGCACAAUGGAAAAUUUAUUUAUACCCAUAAAACAAGUCCUGGAUGAAAGAGGCAAGGACACCAUCCCAAGAAGUUCAGAUCAAGAGAAUCACAAACCCGCUUCCCUUUCGACACGGUCCUCUCAGAGUUUGGAUUCCUUUGAAGAAAUUGACACCGAGAGUCGAGAGAUUGGGCGCCAUACCACAACCAAUCCGAUAUUUUACUGCGGGCCUGAGAAAAACUCCCCACAUUCGACUUUACAAACAAAGGAUGUAACUUCACUGAACUUCAGUGAGCCAUCUAAGCAGCUGAAGGGAAAAGAGCAAUUAAAGAAGGGUAUAAGACAGCCACUGACAGAUGUAGCCAGUGAUAGGAUAAACAAAGAAACCACCCCUCUUCUCUACCAUCUCACUGAAGCUAACAGAACAACAUUUAAGUCAAAAAUGGAUGCUGAAUUUGUUGUGACUGAUAAAGAAACAACACGAAACGCAACUUGUGUUACUGAUGUGUCUGUAAAGAACGGAAAACCUCCGCAAGGUGACACGACCAAGAACGACACAGGGGUAGUCGAUACUCUUUCUUGUAACACCCUGGAUGACUCCUAUAAAAAGUACUACAAGGAGAAGUUAAAGGACGCCCAAUCUAAAGUCCUGAAGGAGACAUCAUUUAAAAGAAGGGAUCUGCAACUGGCAUCAAGCCAUCGCCCCAGGCCAAAACCUGAACUGAGAUCACCGGUGAUUCACUCGUUCUCCCCAUCACAAGAUUCUGAAACAUCCACAGAUACUAUUACCCCGUCCGUUGUCUCUGAGGAUACAGAGAGAGGGAGCAUAGUGGAAGAGGUGAGGCAGAGUCCUAAGCAGAUGAACACAAUGACGGAAAGAGAAAAUAGGGGCUCCGCAAAUGUGGCCCAGCCUCAGGUGGCGUCUCGAAUCGGGGGCCGAAAGCGAUUGACUCCGGAGCAGAAAAAGAUGUGCUACUCUGAACCUGAGAAGCUCAACCAGCUCGGUGGUGGCCCCAGCCACUCGGCUUGUCGCUCCUUUGGCAAUGAAAGCGACAGCCUGUACGAAAUGGACGGCGACUGGCAGGAUCAUUUGCAACCAAGAGAGCAGGGACUCGUAGCAGCGCGUAGAAAGUUGUUUGAGACGCGGGGUCGUGCCCAAUCAGCCCCUAGCGCUUCAAGAACAAACUUGAAGCACCUGCAACACCAGGCGCUGGUGGAAUACAUGGAACGCAAAACGGGUCAGAAAGUUGCGGAACCGCAGCAACCAGGUCCUCAGGUACUAGUACCUCCCAGACAGAGACACUCUCUGGGAGAAAGACCAUUUGACUGGGUUCCUAGGCCUUUAUCUGCAAGUACCGAGGGCAAUCCUCUAAAAAAGAAACUAAAUAGACCCCAGUCUGCAGGACGCAUCCUUGAUUCCUCCACCAGCUCUGUCAGGUACGCCCAGUUCUUCUCAGCACAACCUUCUCCAGGUCCACCUGCAGGUCAGUCAAACCAAACUAGAUGGAAGGAAAGACAAUAUCGAUCGCAUGGCAUGUAUGCAUCUAUGGAGAGUCUCUUGGACCAACCUGAAGCACCAAUUUUCAGGAACAGAUCCACAUCCACACCACAUCCAUUCCAGGCACUUGGAGUCAAUAAAAAUGUACCAGUUAAUUCCACCGAAACCUGCAGCGUCCAGAAGAGUAUGAGCUCUACGCCAGACGCCCAUCGUCAAAUCCGUGUGGUCGCACAAAGGGGGAAGUCCAUGGAAGAACUUGGGGCAUCCAAGUUAACAAGGCUGUCCACUCUCAGUAAAAGUUCUGAGCAGCUGGAUCAGGCGUGCCGAGAAGUGGGUAACAGUUCACUCUUUGCUGAAGUCAAAGAAGCUCAGGGGAUGGAAAGAGGGUGGAAGAAGUAUGCGUUAAAUCUCGCGAAGAAAGAAACAGACAUUUCUGACCUGAAGGGACCAGCACAAUUCGAUACAGAGAAAAAGUCCAAUCUGAAUCCAGCCUCUGAUCCAGCGCCGGUAGAUGGGGAGGAAAUUGGACUUAAGCCAACGACAGGAAGAAGAAACUUGAGCGGAUCCCACUCCCCGACUUCUUGCUGGUCCUCUAGGGGCAAAAGGAAAUCUUCUGGAUCUCGCAGUCCUCCCACAGAUAAGUUCCUGUCUAGCAAACCUCCCUUGGAGGUAUCUCAUUGCCUUGGAGGCCAAGAGACCAUUGAAAGGGAGGUCAGGUCUACCAUGUUUUCCACUACGCAGAUGAAACAACCAUGUGAAAACAAAAUGGACUCCAGGGGUGUCCACAGUUCUCCCGACCAGUCAGUGGUCGAAGCAAGCAAAGACGUCCAACCCCCUGCCCAUGAAGUGUCCCUAAGCUGUGGCGUGACCACAGAUCCGUCCUUGUGGAUCUUUCCUUCAGAGGAGGAUCAGCCCAAAGAGGACGUGAAGAUGCCAAAAUCUGAUUUUAAUGAGUCUUCCAUCUCCUGUCAGAAAACUGAAGCCUCCGUGUCUACCGGCACAUCCAUUUCUGAUGAGCAGGCUGCAGAGGAGAAAAAACCCAAACGGGUGGACAGUGAUUCCAGAGAUAAUCAGGAGAUCGAGGACAGUGGUAUAACAGAGGUAGAAACUUCAAGUUCGGAGAAUCCUGCCAAGAGGCCGUCAUGGGAGGAGCUGGUUGAGGCCGUGGUCAAGGUAGACCAGUCACUUACCCCCGCGCUCUAUCCGCUAACCAAUCGUAAGACGGCGCUUAUGUUGAUGGAACAACUGCUAUCUGAGGACACGCUGCUGAUGGAGGAGCACUACAAGAAGAAACAGGAGCAGAAAGAAGCUGCAGAAAGUUGUGAAACCAAGUCACCACCGUCACAGGACGGCUUGAAAGCUGCAAGCAGCACACACGAUCCCGCUAGCAAGAAGAGUAUGCUGGUGUGCUACAUCGAGGAGCAUCUGGGCUCGCUGGAGGAGACGCGGGACGCCCUUCAAGUGGAGAUCCAGGACAACGUGGCCCACGGCAAGGCUCUGGAGGCUCUGGUCCGCGAGCGUUGUCUGCCCCUGGAGCUGGAGAGGUACAACCUGUUCAUCGGGGACCUGGAGAGGGUGGUCAACCUGCUUCUGUGCCUCUCCGCCCGGCUGGCCAGGGUGCAGAACGCCCUGAGCACUGUGGAUGAGGAAACGGAUGCUGAGGAGAAGCAAUCUCUGGACAGCCGUCACCGUUUGCUCUGCAAGCAACGAGAGGACGCCAAAGACCUUAAGGACAACCUGGACCGCCGGGAGAGCCUGGUGUCCACCUUCCUGUCACGACAGCUGAGCGCCGAGCAGGUGCGCGACUAUCGGCGUUUCGUGCAGACCAAGGCCUCGCUGCUUAUUCGCCGCAAGGACCUGGAGGAGAAGACCAGGCUCUGCGAGGAGCAGCUGGAGGCCCUCGCCAAAAGCCUCCGCUUCUGA